Messenger RNA from Tarenaya hassleriana, 1230 nucleotides. Its product is annotated as ubiquitin-conjugating enzyme E2 29. Gene Ontology annotation, molecular function: ubiquitin conjugating enzyme activity. The coding region runs from base 580 to 1026 and encodes 148 amino acids. The transcript is spliced from 4 exons. Lineage: Eukaryota; Viridiplantae; Streptophyta; Magnoliopsida; Brassicales; Cleomaceae. Gene Ontology annotation, biological process: protein polyubiquitination. Gene Ontology annotation, cellular component: nucleus. The record is from RefSeq and is a predicted model, not a curated record.
GUGCAAUGAACCCGAAGAAGAUGAGGCAUGCAUAUAUAGUUAUGGAUUAUGUUAAAGAUUCUUGCUCCUUUAAACUUUCACCAUCUUUCUUAUCUUUUUCAGAUUCCCAAGCAGAUGGAACUUUACCAGUCCACUAAGGGAAGGGAGAUCAAAUGGUAUCUUUCAUCAUGUUUACACCAUUCGUGUAAAGGUAUGUGUUUCUUUCAGAAUCAGACUUCCUGUUUUGAGAACAGAAAUGGUUCUUUCACAUUAUUGCCUUAAAACAAUGGUAAUCAAGAUUAAGUGCCAAUGGAACAAAGUAGAGGCGAACAGAUUUGGUUUACAGAGCAUUCUUUCUCCUUUUUUUCUGAAAUUCGGUGGCUAUAUAUCCGCUGAAUCUGCUUUUCCAUCUGGAAUUUGUGCCCUCUUCCACUUUCAUGCAAGUCUUCAAGAGAAUCAUGGUAUCUCUACCGCUCAGACCUUAAAUGCACAUCCACCUUCCACUCUGCAAACCAUCCAUAGAUUUUGUUUUCUCUCUCGCUAUUCUCUGUCACCAGCUUUGAAGACCCUUUUUUUCCUGUAAGUCAAGUGUUCUCUGCCAUGGCAACAAGGCGGAUUUUGAAAGAACUCAAGGAAUUACAGAAAGACCCUCCUGCUUCAUGCAGCGCAGGUCCAAUCGGAGAAGAUGUGUUCCAUUGGCAAGCCACGAUAAUGGGUCCGGGUGAUAGUCCCUACGCAGGCGGUGUCUUCCUCGUCAACAUCCAUUUCCCUCCGGAUUACCCCUUCAAACCUCCUAAGGUAGCAUUCAGGACCAAAGUGUUCCACCCUAACAUCAACAGCAACGGAAACAUCUGCUUGGACAUUCUCAAAGACCAGUGGAGUCCUGCCCUCACCAUCUCUAAGGUUCUGCUCUCUGUGUGCUCUCUUCUUACAGAUCCUAACCCAGACGAUCCACUGGUUCCAGAAAUUGCGCACAUGUAUAAAACCGACAAGUUCAAAUAUGAUUCCAUGGCUCGAAGCUGGACCCAGAAAUAUGCAGUGUUCUAACUCGUUCACUGCCAUUAAUCGUUAUGAUUAUAUAUAUAUAUAUAUAUAUGCUUCAUUGUUGUUCAUGAGCUCUUUCCUCGCUGGUUUUGUUCUGUAAUAACGUGGUGAAAUAUCCGUUUUUUUUCUUUGUUCCUUCCUUGUGGAUUCAAAAACUUGCUUGAUGCUGUGGUGAAAGGAAAAAAAAUCACUAUUUACUGAUUGAAA